AACCUUGACAUCUCUCUCUCUCUCUCUCUCUCUCUAAUUCUCUCUCUCUCUAUUUUUAUAAUUCUUCCCUUUGGAUUUAUGGCCAAAGGAAGUGGACUCUCCAUUGAUUCGGAUCCAAUCGGGUUAUUUAUCCACAAGCCAACAGUACUCAACUCCUUUCAGCAAGAUCAGGACUACAACAACAACCAUCACAAUAUCAAGAAGGAAUACGGCCAAUUACAUCCUAAUUAUCCCAUGGACAGCACAAUUCAGAGGUCUCCUCCACCAACUACUAUUCAGUUCCCAGUCAACCUUAACUGCACCACUUCCCCGGCACCGUCAGAUCGUGAUCAGAAACGAAAGGUCAUCGACGAGAUGGACUUCUUUCGCGAUAACCGAUCUUCUAGUAUGGCCACCUCCGAUGAUCACAAGGACUUAAAUAUAAAUCGGAUGGAUCAGAUUGAUGAGUUGAAAGUAAACACGGGUUUAAAUCUUCUCACUGCAAAUACAAGUAGUGAUCAAUCUAUGGUGCUAGACGAUAGCGUAUCAACCGAUCACGGAGAAGAGAAAAAAGCCAAAAGCGAGCUUGCGGUUCUUCAAGCCGAGUUCAAACGAAUGAAAUCGGAGAACCAGCGUUUGAAACAGGCGCUAAACCAGGUCACCGGCAACUACAAUGCUCUGCAGAUGCAUAUAUUCAGCUUGAUGAAAACUCAAAAGCAGGAUAAGAAGAUUAACUCAAUAUCAGAAGUGGAAUUAGCUGCGAGAGAAGUUGUUCCUUGGCAGUUUAUGGAUCUCGGUCUUGCCUCUAACAACAACGGCCGCGGCAACGGCGACGAGCCCUCGUCUACUUCUUCCGAAGAACGACGAUCAGGAUCGGCCGGAAACAACAACGGAAAGACGCGAGAAGAUAGCCCGGCUGAUCAUGAUCAUCAAUCAUCCCAAGGUUGGGGUUAUCAGAAGAAGGUCCCUAGAACGGCGUCGUCCGAUCAGUCAGCCGCAAAAGAUAAUGAUCAAACUGAGGCUACCAUGAGGAAGGCGCGAGUUUCGGUUAGAGCACGAUCGGAGGCCCCUAUGAUCGCUGAUGGAUGUCAAUGGAGGAAAUAUGGACAAAAAAUGGCGAAGGGAAAUCCAUGUCCUCGAGCUUAUUAUCGCUGCACCAUGGCCGCUGGUUGCCCGGUUCGAAAACAAGUACAAAGAUGUGCAGAAGAACAAACAAUCCUAGUAACGACAUACGAAGGCAACCACAACCACCCAUUGCCACCGCCGGCAAUGGCGAUGGCGUCGACAACCUCUUCCGCAGCCCGAAUGCUGCUCUCGGGCUCGAUUUCUAGCGCCGACGGCGUAAUGAACCCAAACUUCAUGGCCAGAACCAUGCUUCCUUGCUCCUCAAGCAUGGCCACAAUCUCAGCCUCAGCCCCAUUCCCCACUGUUACAUUGGACCUGACGCAGUCCCCAAACCCUCUGCACCUCCAAAAGCCGCCGCAAAUGUCCCCGUUCCACGUCUCAUUGCCUUCGAACCGGCCGUCUCAGGGAUUAUUGCCUCAGAUUUUUGGUCAGGCUCAGGCGCUUUAUAACAACCAGUCCGAAUUCUCCGGCCUUCAAGUGUCCAGAGCUGGCCAAGACAACAUGGCUGUCGUUACGGGAGGGCAUAACGGGCACCAAGUACAAAUGCCGCAGCACGGCUCCUUCACUGACAGCGUCACCGCUGCCAUUGCGGCCGAUCCCAACUUCACCGCGGCUCUAGCCGCUGCUAUCUCCUCCAUCAUAAGUGGGGCUCAUCCGAGUAACAUGAGCAACAAUGUAGCCAAUCUCACCACAAAUAGUAAUAAUAACAAUAAUAGUAUUAACGGCAACAAUAAUGAAUCAAAUGGCAAUGCUACCACUACUAGCAACAGCAACUAGGUCAUGGCAAGGAGACCAACGGCGAUACCUUCUAGUUCCUUGUUUUUCAUCUAUAGUAAUUGUUGGAAUUUUUUUUCCUUAUAAAUAGAUUUUUUCCUUCUUUGGUAUAAAAGAAAUGUACAAUAUAUAGCUAUUUUUUUAUAAUUCUCCAUUUCUGUAGCAAGAAAUGGAACAAAAUAACUGAUCUUGGUGCGUAUUCUUUCUUCAAUAAUUGGGGGAAAUUAACAAUGGAAAAGAAAGAAGAAGGAGAAACGAUAUUUACCAAUGCAAAUAGGAUAAGUUUUUGAGUUUUUUAUACAGAAAUCAAAA
Molecule: messenger RNA, 2190 nt
Organism: Morus notabilis
Lineage: Eukaryota; Viridiplantae; Streptophyta; Magnoliopsida; Rosales; Moraceae
Product: probable WRKY transcription factor 31
Exons: 5
Coding region: 79-1881 (600 amino acids)
Biological process (GO): regulation of DNA-templated transcription
Molecular function (GO): DNA-binding transcription factor activity; sequence-specific DNA binding
Source: RefSeq, a predicted model, not a curated record